AAGUAGUGUUGGAUCGCCAUGAUUUUUUCAAGCCAUCUAGAUCUAACCGAUGCAAAACCAAAACACGGGAUCAUUUGGAUUUCUUUCGUAUCGCUUGAAUUUUGACAAGGAGCGCAAGCUACCAAAAAACGUUGCAGAAUGAAGCAGCUAUCGACUAUGUCGUCGCGCGCUAGCUCGAGCUCUCGCCGGUUCGUCGUUCCCGGCGCUACUACAACUGCCGACAGAAAACACCUUUCGUGGCGGGUUCUUUUCAGACGGGAGUUUCUUGGCUCACCAGACCACGUAAACGGUUCCUGUCGCGACCUUCGACACGCUGCAUCUUCUGCGGCUUCUGGCAGCGUGAUGAUGUCAACGUGUAGCCGAAAGAUCAACACAACUACGGCGAUAACACCGACGAAAAAAUCUUUCUCCACUACUACUUCAAGAAGAUCUUUUUCCUCGCUUUCCUGGCAUGACGAAAUCGGCUCGCUGAGCUUGAGCGAGCGGCAGGAGGGGUUUCUGCUCUCCAAACUUCCCACACACAUCACGGAACAGGAUCUCUACCAACUCCUGCGGGGAGAGGGUGUUACCUUGGACGACAUCUUUCUGGCCCGCUCCCGACUCGGUCGCAGCACCGGGCGGGCCGUGGUGAGGUGCGAGGAGAACAUCCCGCACGUGGCAAAGAUGCUCUCUUCGGUCUGGUUCGACGACCGGAAUGCUUCUGGUUCUUCUGGCCCACCAGAAGGACACCUUCAAACACCCGCUCUGGCACAACCGCCUGAAGUCUCCUACCGCCCGCUGGAUCGGCACGACAUCCGGCUCUUCAUCGAGCAGGCGGAAGCGCACCUCCGCUACAGCGACGACCUGCACUUCCUCGCACGCCCCGAGCACCUGUUGCGAACGGUCACUCUCCACAACGUUCCGCGCGCCUACGGCCGCCAGGACGUGGCGGCGGUGUUGCUGCAGCACUGCAGUGUGCAGAUCCCGCCGGAGCACAUCGUUUUCCAGAUGAAAAAACACGGCAUCCAGGGCGACAUGUGUUUCGUGGUCUGCGACAGCGAAAAGCAGGCGAAGCACGUGAUGGCGGCGGUGCAGGAGCUGGCGGUGCCCAAGCACGCCAAGUACGAAACGCUGUUCGGCUGCUCCUUUCUGUACGCCGAUCGGAGCUGUUUGUUCUGGAACAACGACUAGCAAAUGUGAAAAAGUCUGGGUCUGGAAAAAGGCAAGAUUUGUGAUGCAGGUUUUCCAUGACCCAUGAGGUCUGGAAUGCGAGACCCAGCAUGACAGGUUCUUUGAGGUCUCUAUCAUGCCUUUCCUGCAUGAGAAACUCCCUCUCAACUUACUUGGUCAAAAGCGGACAGCUUUUGGCACUCUUGCAACACAGAUUUUUGCAUCAUUUAGAUUUAGCAUGACAAGUUCUAACCUUCCAGACCCAGACACUUUUGCAAUCCAUAACGACGGCAGCGAGCAACUCGACUUCGAGCAGGAAAACCGUUACCAGGUGUACACGCAGGGCUGGGACAAAGACCUGUCGGUGGAGGAAUUCACGUCCUUUUUAAACCACUUGAAAUUCUUCCCGGAACGGGUCAGGAAGCUGCAUUCCGUGCUCCCGUUGGCGGGAGGGGAAGAGAGAUUGGCAAGAAGACAAAAUAUGACCGACUCGGAGGAUCAUCAUGUUGGCCAUGCUGCAGAUCAUCUUCAUUCGGAGAAUAAGCAAAGACCCCUUGGUAGUUGUGCACAAGACCAAGCACUAGACGCGGAGUCCUCAUCUCUUUCUCCACAUGUUGACGUUGCAGAGGAAUUAUUUCCCGCUUUCUCCUCCGGCCUCACGAUGAAGGAUUUCAAGAACGAUCAGAUAAACAAAAAAAGAGCUCCUGGUGCACAAAAAUUCCUUCCCUCCUCCGGGUUCAUUCUUGAGUUUUCAAACAUGAAGCUCACCAAAGCCUGUUUCACGCGCCUCCGGAGGAUGAAGCGGCGCUGGCAAAUGCCGGCGAGCACGCUCCUGUACGCGUAUCCGCGCACUGUGGACGUUAUCACACAGAAAAAAGCGGGCAGGGCAUAUUUGUAUUGCAAAAAUAAAUACGUAAAAAAAUCUGCAUUGCGUAUCCGAAAAGCAUGCUAUGGGGCCACACAUGACAAAUUUUUCUGUCUAUUUAUUUUUGCAUUACAAAGAUGCCCUGCCAGCUUUUUUCUCUGGGAUAGACGUGCACUGGGCGCACGAGAAGGUGUUUGCGGACGAGAAGGAACAAGACGUCGAAUUGGUGGAGCCAGUGGUGUAUUAGGCUAGAAGAUUGUCUUUACGCUUCUUGUCGAAAGCAAAGCUUUAAUUUCAACUUGAGAAUAAAGAGUUCCUUACUGACGUCUCUGAUUUUAUUGCUACAGCGAGUUGUGAGCGAAAGAACAAUGUUGAUGUUCGUGUUGCGCGCAUGACAAUGAGUAAGUACAAUAGUCUGAGACCGCUGCGAUCAGAGUUACUGAAAGCAAUCAUAGUCUGAGACCGCGGCGAUCAUAGUCUGAGGCCGCGCAAGCAAGCAACAGGAAAAACUGAAAGUGCAAGUAGGAC
This is a messenger RNA of Amoebophrya sp. A120, 2542 nucleotides long. Lineage: Eukaryota; Dinophyceae; Syndiniales; Amoebophryaceae. The record is from the annotation of a GenBank genome assembly.